GUCAAAUGAAGAGACAGUGAUGGCUCGCUGGGCGAUGACCGACAGCACCCGCAGUCAAUAGGAAGACCCGAGGAAUGCUCAACAGAGGAGGAAGACAGAAGUCUCAGCCAAUGGCAGCACCCAAAGGGCAGGAUGCUGCCCAGCAGGCGGUGCCAGCGCAGGGACAUCGGUGACAAUCGGAGACAAGCGCGGAAGGCGGAGAGCCAGAGACACCACCUUGUUUGCAAGACACCAGACAUGGCACCCAAGAAAGCCAAGAGAAGGGCAGCAGCAGAGGGCGGGAGCUCCAAUGUCUUCUCCAUGUUCGACCAAACCCAGAUCCAGGAGUUCAAGGAGGCCUUCACUGUGAUUGACCAGAACCGUGAUGGCAUUAUCGACAAGGAAGACCUGCGGGACACCUUUGCAGCCAUGGGGCGCCUGAAUGUGAAGAAUGAGGAGCUAGAUGCCAUGAUGAAGGAAGCCAGCGGGCCCAUCAACUUCACUGUCUUCCUCACCAUGUUCGGGGAGAAGCUCAAAGGCGCAGAUCCUGAGGACGUGAUCACUGGAGCUUUCAAGAUCCUGGACCCUGAGGGGAAGGGCACCAUUAAGAAACAGUUCCUGGAGGAGCUGCUGACCACGCAGUGUGACCGCUUCUCCCAGGAAGAGAUCAAGAACAUGUGGGCAGCCUUUCCCCCCGACGUGGGCGGCAACGUGGACUACAAGAACAUCUGCUACGUCAUCACGCACGGCGACGCCAAGGACCAGGAGUAGGAGCGCCCGGGGGGCGGGCGCGGGCCCCGCCUUCCUGCCGGC
Molecule: messenger RNA, 792 nt
Organism: Sorex fumeus (smoky shrew)
Lineage: Eukaryota; Metazoa; Chordata; Mammalia; Eulipotyphla; Soricidae
Gene: MYL11
Product: myosin light chain 11
Exons: 9
Coding region: 133-750 (205 amino acids)
Biological process (GO): skeletal muscle tissue development
Cellular component (GO): cytoplasm
Molecular function (GO): calcium ion binding
Source: RefSeq, a predicted model, not a curated record